UGUUGUUAGCUAGGAGGAAGACAUGGAGGGUUCAACGCUGACACAGAGGAGGGCUGAGUGUCAGUUGAAGGAAAGGGAGAUCCAGACAGACUACAUGAUGGAGCUGGGAGCCAGGUUGGCUCUGGUGAGACAGAUCCAGAGGGAGCAGGAGAAGGAGAUGAAGAGGAUUUGGUUUGAGACAAGGAAAAUGCCAAGCCUGAUUGAGGAGAAUGUGAGAGAUGUGACCAACCGUCCACUCACUGAGUUCAUGGCUCCCUGUAUUGACUCCCUCCCACCACUGGCUUUCACCAAUCGGAGGCCUAUACCAACCAUGUUGCAUCCCCCCUCUCCAUUGGCCAUACGCACUCAGGAUGCACAGCGGUUCAUUGUAUUUUCCUACUUUGUCCCUGCUGAGUGCCCAAUUUCCACAGAGGCCACUGCAGAUGUAUCUGCUGAUAAAAGAGAGGACUUGUCGACAGAUACACAUCUAUCCUCAAUGCUGCAUCGAUACCUGCCACACUUCUUUAACGAUGACUCCAUUCUACCACAGCAGACAGUAGAGGGAACCACUGAGGACUCAGAUGCUCCAGUGGCAAUAUCUAAUAUCAAGGAAGAGGACAGAUUCUAUCCGUUCUCCCUCCCACCACUGGCUCAGCGGCUCAUUGGCAAUUCAUUCAAUGUCCAGGAAAAAUCCCAGCUUGCUGUUUCAGCCACGGAGUGCCAAGUUGCCACAGUGGACACUGCAGGUACAGCAACUGUCAAGAGAGAGAACCGAUGGGCAGCUAGAAUUCUUCCUUCAGUGCUGCCUCCAUGCCUGCCACCAGUCGUUGACGAUGACUUCAUGCCUCCAGAGCACACAGUAGAGGAUGCCUAUGAAGUCUCAUUUGCUACAGAGGCCACUUCAGGCACAGCUACUGUUGAUGGAGUGGACAGAUCAGCAGCUAAAUGCCCUGUCCCAAUGCUGCCUCCAAGUCUGCCACGUGUCUUUGACAUUGACUACAAACUGCCAGGGGCGGCAGUAGAGGGAACCAACAAAUGUCCAGUUGCCAGUGAAACAACCAAUGAUGUGUCCACUCACCUCAAAGAGGACAUGGCAGGUGAUCAAAGCCCUCCUGACCCUGCAGCACUGCCUCCAAGCUCCCCAUGUAUCCGUGACUCUGACCACAAACUGACCAAAGAGGAAAAAGAGGAUGUACCCGAGUCCUACGUUGCCACAGAGAUCACUGUAGGCACAUCCAUUGUCCAGGGAGAGGACCUGGAUAAAAGCCCUGCUCCAAGCCUGGCAUGCAUCCAUGACAAGGACCACAAGCAGCCAGAUCAGAAAGGAAGGGGCACUACUGUGGAGGUGGAUAUCUGCCCUCAUGCUCAACAGCUGGUCUCAGAUGCUAAAUUAACUCUGGCAACCCGCAAUGAUGAGCUGCCCACCCCUCUGAUCUGCGUGGUCACUAAGAUGCCUGUUAGAGUUGGAGCCUCCAUAUGCAGGUCAGAGGGUGAGGAACCCAGGCCCUGGACCCUGGAAGAGGCAAAGGAUUAUUGGAUAGGCAUUGAAAAUGAGAGUGAAGAGAGGAGCGUCACUGAGGAGGUGAGCCCGAGGGAGGGAUUGAAGAGUGAGGCGGACUGUGUCCAUUCCAAGUGCUCCAAUGGGAUGGUUUCAUCAGAGAGAGCAGAGACCAUCCUGGGAAGAGUGGGCUUUCUCCUCAUGAACCAAAGGCAGAAAAUCCCGUUCCUGAAGAUGGAGGAAAAAGAGAAAAAUAAGAAACUGAAUAAGAAGUUGAAAGAUAAAGAGAGAAAGGAGAUGAAACACAAGGAGGAGGAGCAAAAAAAGAGGGAGAAGAAAGAGAUGAAGGAGAGAGAGAAAGAGCAGAAGAAAGUCAUGAAGGCUGAGAAGAAGAGGGAGAAUUUAGAACAGAAAAAGAGAGAGAAGGAAAGAAUAGAGAAGGAAAGGGCAGAGAAAAAGAGGUUAGAGGGGCUGAUGAAGAUACAUAAUGACAUGAUGAAAGACAGGAUUAAGAAAGAGAAGAAGUGUUCUGAGGAGCUAAAAAAGAGAGAGAAAGCUCAAGCUGCAUUCUUGGAGAUGGAGAGAAAGAUUCAAGAAAAGGAGGAGAAGAAGAGAGAAAAGAUGAGGAGAGAGGAGAGGAAGAGACUGGAGAAGAAGAGGAAGAGGGAGCCAGCUGGAGGUGGAACUGAGACGGUGAUAGAAGAGCAGGGAAGGGAUGAAAGCUUGAAGAUGGAUGAGUAGACUGGUUAAUAGAGAGUAGGGAGGGAGGAAUAUGGUAUUUUUGCAUGCAAUGAAAGAA
This is a messenger RNA of Oncorhynchus nerka (sockeye salmon), 2276 nucleotides long. Its product is annotated as apical junction molecule-like. Gene Ontology annotation, cellular component: transcription factor TFIID complex. The record is from RefSeq and is a predicted model, not a curated record. NCBI's taxonomy places the organism in Eukaryota, Metazoa, Chordata, Actinopteri, Salmoniformes, Salmonidae. The coding region runs from base 23 to 2218 and encodes 731 amino acids. The transcript is spliced from 3 exons. Gene Ontology annotation, molecular function: p53 binding; transcription factor binding. Gene Ontology annotation, biological process: positive regulation of transcription by RNA polymerase II.